AUUAUCAUUUGAAUGUGUAUCACUGUCAAUGACUUUGCUUUCCAACGAGAUAAUGAAUUUGAGCUGGCUUAAAUGGUGAGACGAGUUUCUGUUUAAAUGUGGACAAGCCAAGACACCAUUAAAUUAUUUGAUGUCAUUUGUACGUGUGUUGCACAAAAGUGGGCAUGUAUCUGUGGGUGUGUGUAUCUUCGCAGAAUUGUUUUUUGACAUGGACAUGAUUUCAGUGUAUUCCAUUUAAAACGAGGAUUAUGCUCCCAGUGGUGAUAGAUAUUUAAGGACUGUCCCAGAAAUGGGCGGAAUCACACAGAGGCCUUGGACCCCGACUAAAAGACGUGGACCUAUUGCAGCAGAAUUCAGUGGACCUGGACCUGCGUGGGUUACAUUACCCGGACUGAUAGGGAGAAAGCCAUAUGUCUCUGGGAAAAGUACUUCGCCUUGCUUUACAUUUGGAAAUAGACAUGGUGACACAACAGAUUACGCUGGACCUGGUCCUGGUACUUAUAAUGUGAUGGGCUUAAGCAGUCGUGGAAAAUCUUCCGCCCCGUCCGCAUCCAUGCAUUAUAGACACGCCGAACCAAAAUCUUUUGUGACUCCAGCCCCAGGUGCUUACUGUCCGGAAAAGGCAGAGGCCAAGAUUUUGGACCAUUCACCAAAAUAUAGUUUUGGGCUCAAGCCAAAGGCCGAAAUUAAGAGCAAUACUCCAGCUCCAAAUGUUUACAACGUUCCGUCCGUUCUUGGGAAUGGAAAUUGUCGCGAAGGAACCAAGCAGAAAGCCCCUGCUUAUACCAUGUCGGGCCGAGGAAAGGAAAUUGUGGACUCACGAGUAACGAAUCCAGGCCCAGGAAAGUAUGAAUCUGGAAGUCUUAAUGCCAUGAAAGAGAAAGCGCCUGCAUAUUCUCUCAGUAUUCGAACCCAGCUUCCAUCGGACGAUACCAAGAAACCUGGGCCAGGUGCACACUCCCCGGAGAAAGUAAACAUGUCUCCAGCACCAGCUCAUACAUUCGGCAUCAAACAUUCUCCAUACACAGCUAAUUUGAAGAGCAUUUAAACAAGAAAACAAACCAAAUUACAAAGAUGCGUAUCCAUCGACUUGAAGAACGAGAAAUUACGAUGAUAUAUUGACUGCCAUACUUCUGUUGUUAAAUGUGUGAUUCUUAUGAAAAAACUGAGAUUGUUCGGAUACAUUAUUUGCACGUAAAGUAAAUCAUCAUCUGCAAGAUCAAAAAUUAUCUGAAUUAUCAUCAUCAUGAAAGAUCAAAAUGUGUGCUGUUCGUGUAUACAACUAAUAAUUCACUAAAUCAUAAUAAUACCUUUGACGAAAUAAGAAAUUUGCCAAUUUCGAUGUCAUUUUUUAUGUUCGUCAGAUACUCACUAAUCUCGGUUUAAUUAAAAGGACUUUGUUUAUAUAAGUAUAUAUGUAACAUUGCUAAAUUCUGUAUGAAUUAUGUAUCAUUUUGACUGAGCUAACAUCAAAUGAAUUAACGAAUUUCUGGUGUAUGUAUUUCUUAUAAUUUGGAAAAUAAAUAAUGUGUUUUUUAAAG
This is a messenger RNA of Folsomia candida, 1541 nucleotides long. RefSeq names its product outer dense fiber protein 3. The record is from RefSeq and is a predicted model, not a curated record. Gene Ontology annotation, cellular component: cytoskeleton. The coding region runs from base 290 to 1048 and encodes 252 amino acids. The transcript is spliced from 11 exons. NCBI's taxonomy places the organism in Eukaryota, Metazoa, Arthropoda, Collembola, Entomobryomorpha, Isotomidae.